UUUUACAAGCAUUACACAAUUUCCAUGAGAGCAAACAUUUUUAUCGAAAAGCGUCGCUGAGAUUCUCGUCAUUUUUCGCAAAUAUUGAAAGCAAACGCACGCACACGAAAUCGUUUGUCGAACGAUGAACAGUUAAAGUCAAGCAUGUGUCGUUUGUCAAUUGUGUGAGAAUAUUUUUUUGGUGUACAGUUUCUUUUUUUUCUCUUUUUGACUCAGAACAACGUUCAUAAAUUGAUUUUUGCUCGAAUCAUAAUCACCCAUCGCAACCGAAUUCAAACCCGAAUAUAUUUAUUGGAAGUGUUAUUCGAUUUCAGUCAUUGGCACCGAAACCAAUGCGCGCACAUUUUGUAAAUUGUCAAUCUCCUUUAUACAUAUUCAAUCCGAGUUUUCGAAUGGUUAAGUAAUGGCAACUAAAAUAAUUAUCAACGGCGAAACCUACUGAAUGAACUGGUUCAGUGGUAAAUUAAUUGCGUUAACGUUAUAAAAGGUCCUUUGCCAAACUAUUUUAAGUAGAUUGCCUGCCAUCCGUUAAAUUUCAAUUUGCAGAAGCAUUUCGAAAUAGCGAAGCAGCGGCAACGAGUACCGGGGAUCUUUUUUUUUAGCUACGGUGUUGGUGGUUAAGUUCUUGUCAAUAUAGUGGAAAUGUGUAAAAGACGAAAUUGAAUGAAAUUAUGUCGGCUAUUCCAAUCUACACAGCUUACUGUUUAGCUUUUUGUCCGUUUACUCGAUACAACUAGAAAGCGCGCGGUACAUUUAUUUACAAACACUGCUUACGAUUUCAAAAUAUUUGAGCCGAUGCAAGUGAAAUGUUAGUGUGGCAUUAAAACAGAAUUAAAUAUAAUUAGAAUUGGUUAGAUCGUUUGAUAGCAUCAUAAGACAUUGUGCAUUGAUUACUUAACUUUAAUUGACGGCAAUCCCAUUUUGUUGAAUAAACGUAGUCGUGGUGACGACGCUUUAAAUUGAAAAUAAUAAAAACAAAACAAGAAACAAACUAACAACUAAAAACAAAUAAAUGAAGAAACAAAUUGCAUAAAAAAAGAAGUUUUAGUUCGGUUAACGGGAAUGACUACAUUCGCACAUUAACUUGUAUCAUUAACUAAAAGAAAAGACUAAAGGUAAAAAGUACCGCAAGCAAAAACACUUUGUUUUUUUUUUAAUUCACUUUCCUUCUUGUUAUUUAUCGUGAUUUUCUUGACGCUCAUCAUAACGGUACGCGCAUUUCAUCUUACUUGAACUGUUUAAAUAAUAAAGUAGCCAAAGACAAUUUGUAUUUUCUUCCUGAUUGAAGCACAAAACUUGUUCUGUUGAUACGGUGACAAAACUUUAAAGUUUUCUUCAGCACACUGGAUGCCAGAAGAGAAUUUACGUUGAUGCUACGAAAAAAAAAAUAAAAAAAAAUGAAUAUGAAGUCGUGUUUUCUUUUUAAAUAAAAUUUAAAGGUUCAAAAGACAGCAAAAAGUAGAGAAACAAUUUUUGGUCCGAAUAAUUUGAAUUUCAAUGGUUUUACGCGCAAUUGCACAAAUUGCAGCUUACACCCGAUUCACUUACGAUUAUAUACGAUUGCCGAUGCAGCAAACAAAGAAUAAGUGAAUGAACACAAUAGAUCAUAUAAUCGAAACGUAGCUACAAACAAACAAUUUUUGAUUGUUAUCAUGCAUAUCAUUUUCUGCCGCCGUCAAAAAGUCAACCGCCGAGAAAUAGCAAUGUCAUCAUUGCUUUUCUAUGCAAUCAUUCUACAAAUAUUUGCACACGGAUUAAACGCUCAAUUAUCGACCGAAAAAAUUCCACUGGGUGCUAUAUUCGAACAAGGUACCGGUGAGGUUCAAUCGGCAUUCAAAUUUGCAAUGCAAAAUCAUAAUAUGAAUGUUACAACACGACGAUUUGAAUUACUCACAUUUGUGGAUGUAAUCAAUACUGCGGAUGCAUUCAAAUUAUCACGACUGAUAUGCAAUCAAUUUUCACGUGGUGUAUUUUCAAUGCUAGGAGCUGUUUCACCCGAAUCGUUUGAUACAUUACAUUCGUACAGUAAUACCUUCCAGAUGCCUUUUGUUACACCAUUCGGUCCGGAAAAGGUGUUAACGCCAUCGUCUGGAUUUCUUGAUUUUGCCAUAAGUAUGCGACCCGACUACCAUGAGGCAAUCAUCGACACUAUUCGCCACUAUGGAUGGGAAAAAAUUAUUUAUUUGUACGAUUCGCACGACGGUUUGUUACGAUUGCAACAAAUUUACCAAGGACUGCGACCCGGCAACGAAACAUUUCAGGUGGAAACGGUUAAACGAAUCGCAAACGCAACCAAUGCCAUUGACUUUUUGAGGACACUCGAAGAGCUGAAUCGCUUUUCCAAAAAAUUCGUUGUACUAGAUUGUGGUACCGAUAUGGCCAAAGAGAUUGUAGUGAUGCAUGUACGUGAUUUAUCGCUGGGAAGAAGAACCUACCAUUAUCUGUUUUCGGGAUUGGUGAUGGAUGACCGAUGGGAAAGAGAAAUAACUGAAUAUGGUGCUAUUAAUAUAACUGGUUUUCGUAUUGUCGAUACCGAUCGUCGAUAUGUUCGUGAAUUUUUGGAUGGUUGGAAGCGUUUGGAUCCGAUUACAUCGAUUGGUGCUGGCAAGGAAUCGAUUACGGCACAAGCUGCAUUAAUGUAUGAUGCUGUUUUCGUGCUUGUCGAAGCAUUCAAUCGUUUGCUAAAAAAGAAACCGGACCAAUUUCGUAGCUAUACGAUGAGACGAAGUAGCUCACAGCAUUCUUACACAAAUUCAUCGUAUGGAAAUUUACUGGCAAAUGGACAGAAUAUACGAGCAUUGGACUGUAACGCUGGCAGAGGUUUGGUCAGUCCGUGGGAGCAUGGCGAUAAAAUUUCAAGAUAUUUACGAAAGGUUGAAAUUGAAGGUCUUACCGGUGACAUACGGUUCAAUGAAGAUGGCCGACGCAUAAACUAUACACUAAACGUUGUGGAAAUGUCAUCAAACAGUGAUAUGGUUAAAGUGGGCGAGUGGUCGGAUCAAUUUCGAUUCAGACCGAUUACAAAUCGACAAGAUCGUUUGCCAACUCGCAACGAUUUCGAACGCAAUCGAACAUAUAUUGUAACAACAAUUAUUGAAGAACCGUACAUUAUACCGAAGAAAAAUAAAUUCGAUUCAAACGAACUCAUCGAGGAGAAGGACAAAUAUGAAGGAUACUGCAAGGAUCUAGCCGAUAUAUUGGCAAAACGGCUCGGCAUUAAGUAUGCAUUGCGAAUUGUGAAAGACAGGAAAUACGGCGCUAAAAAUGCUGAUGAAGUCGGUGGAUGGGAUGGAAUGGUUGGCGAACUAGUGCGAAGGGAAGCGGAUAUAGCUAUUGCACCGAUGACCAUAACAGCUGAACGCGAACGAGUUAUCGAUUUCAGUAAGCCGUUUAUGUCGUUGGGCAUUUCGAUUAUGAUUAAAAAACCAAUCAAACAGAAUCCGGGAGUGUUCAGCUUUUUGAAUCCACUAUCACAAGAGAUUUGGAUGUGCGUGAUAUUCGCUUAUGUUGGAGUUAGCAUUGUGCUUUUCAUUGUUUCGAGAUUCUCGCCACAGGAAUGGCGCAUCGUUCAAAUAAACGGUGAUGUGAGCCACAUAUCCGGUCAAGUGGCAACUCAGCCAGCUGUUAAUGAAUUUAGCAUAUCGAAUUCAUUUUGGUUUACACUGGGCGCAUUUAUGCAGCAAGGUUGUGACAUAUCGCCGCGUUCAGUGUCCGGUCGCAUUGUUGGUUCGGUAUGGUGGUUUUUUACACUCAUUCUAAUUUCAUCGUAUACCGCCAAUUUGGCUGCAUUCUUAACCGUUGAACGUAUGGUAACACCGAUCAAAUCAGCCAAGGAUCUUGCCUAUCAAACUGAGGUCCAAUACGGAACUCUGCUGUCUGGCUCAACAAUGGAUUUUUUCAAUAAAUCGCCAAUCGAUUUAUAUGCUCACAUGUGGAAGUAUAUGUCAUCACGGCCCGAAGUCUUUGUCGAUUCGUACGAAGAAGGAAUCCAAAGAGUACGCAAUUCAAAAGGCAAAUAUGCACUAUUAAUCGAAUCACCGAAAAAUGAUUAUACAAACGUACGAAAACCAUGCGAUACAAUGAAAGUUGGCCAAAAUUUGGAUAGCAAAGGAUUUGGCAUCGGUACACCAUUGGGAUCACCUCUCAGAGUACCAAUAAACUUGGCCAUUUUAUCGUUGAUUGAAAGUGGCGAACUAACGGAGCUCUUCAAUAAGUGGUGGUUUGAAAACACUGAAUGUGAUCCAACCGAGAAACAAGAGACUUCACGCAAUGAAUUGUCACUGAAAAAUGUGGCUGGCAUUUUCUUUAUUUUAAUCGGUGGCUUAAUUUUAUCGCUUGUCGUCGCUCUUUUGGAAUUUAUAUUGAAUAAACGAAACGAUAAAUUUGUGCAACAUCAUCAAACGCACACACUCCAUCAUAACCAUCAGCAUCAUCAUCAACAAGCUUCACAAACGUCACAACAAAUGCAAACACAUCCACAGCAUAUGCAACACAGCACCGAAGCACUCAAAACGAAGUUAACAAUGCAGCCAGGCUGUGAAUAUGAUAACAAUGGAACAGCGUAUUAUUCAGCCAGUACUCAGUCAGCGGUAGCUCAUUUCGAUGCUGACAUGCAAAAUCCACAACAAAUUUGACAACAAAGUCACGCGCACGACGCACGAAUUCUCCAACAGCAACGUCCAUCACCGAUCAUCGGAAGCACCGGCAAUAGUACUAUACGUCGUUCCGUUUUAACGGCAACUAUCAAUCGUCAACACCAGCAUCAACAUCAAUUGCAUCCCGAAAUUGACACAUGAUAAACAUCGAACGAAAUCCAUUCAAACGCAUGUUAUAUACCUCCGUAAAUAGCAGUGUGCGACUGUGUCAUUUGUUCAUAAAUUGAUGACUUCAAUAUGAAUCAUAUUCUACCCUCUAUCUAUCUAUCUCGCUCUCACAUUCUCACUUUUACUAUUUCGAUAUAUGUAUAAAUAUGAAUCAACACAAACCUCCCUCCCCCCCCCAUCCGACCUCCAUCCCAUGUCUAUUUAUCCACAUAUAUUUGACGAAGCGUUUGCAGUGGUUACUGUGAUUAAAUUCUCGAUGGGCUACUCCAACUAGUCAAAGUUUCAUUCAGACAGCGUAUGGCUUGUGAUCUUCAAUAAAUUGCAUUCAUUCAAGAUCCACACAAACAAUACGAGUAUGUAUUUUGUGUUCGGUAACAUAAUUUGUCCGUAUUAAACAUGCAACAUGCUUUUGCUGUCAAUAUUUCAAUAUCUCAAACAGGCAGCCAUUUUAGUCAAUUUAAAUAGAUGUCUGUAGUAUAGAAGGCAUUCUUCUAAAUAAGUUAAUUAAAAUUUGAAAAAAUUCAAAAUACAUAAUUGAUUUUGUUGCAAUUGAGAUUUGAUUUGAUUUAAGUUGAAACUUUUCCCAAAGCGGACAUUCAUAUCAUUUUCAAAUUAUGUUAUUGAUGUGAUGUGAUAAUUGAAGCUCAUUUUAUCACAUUUUUAAAUGAAAUUAGCCACCGCGAAAUGACAAAAAAGCCUAGUGACGUCGCUCACAACGUUCAAGUGUAAAUAUAAAAGAUAUUUUAGAUCGUUGACUGAAAUAUCUUAUUUAUUUCGGUGAAAUAUCUCAAAUAUCUACUUAUAUAUUGAUUAUAUUUACAAAAUAUUAUGAGCGAGUCCUCUAGUCCAUCGAUAACCGCUAAAAAUGUGUUUAAAUUGUGUUUCGGCAUUCAGACAUGCUUCAUUUCAUCCGAAAUUAUCCAUUUAUAUGUAUAUGUAAACGGUGAAACAAUCAAUAAGCAAACAUUUCACAUAAAAAUUGCAGAUACAGCAAAACGAAAACAAAAUCAAAAAACUAAAAAUACAGACGAAAAAAGAAAACGAACAACAGAAGCGCACACAAUACUAGCAUCUACUGCGGAAUAAUAUUUAUAACACUAAUAUAAUAAUUACAACAAAAUAUUAGUACUUAGUACUCAGGUUUGAUCAAAUGACUGUCAAACAAUUGAACAACCAAUUUGUGGUUUACCAUGCCAAAAGUUGCAGUGAAGAAAAAAAAAACAAGCCGAGAAAAAAAGAUAAACAUUCUAA
This is a messenger RNA of Contarinia nasturtii (swede midge), 6074 nucleotides long. RefSeq names its product glutamate receptor 1-like. Gene Ontology annotation, cellular component: postsynaptic membrane; plasma membrane. The transcript is spliced from 15 exons. The coding region runs from base 1653 to 4634 and encodes 993 amino acids. Gene Ontology annotation, molecular function: glutamate-gated receptor activity; transmitter-gated monoatomic ion channel activity involved in regulation of postsynaptic membrane potential. The record is from RefSeq and is a predicted model, not a curated record. Gene Ontology annotation, biological process: monoatomic ion transport; modulation of chemical synaptic transmission; synaptic transmission, glutamatergic. NCBI's taxonomy places the organism in Eukaryota, Metazoa, Arthropoda, Insecta, Diptera, Cecidomyiidae.